AUGGGAUCUGGCGCUUCGAAACCUGAGGAACCUCCCAAGGCACAAUCCGAUUCUACCCGCGCUAAAACCCUCGAACUUCACAUCCAAGCUCGCGUCGCCAGCGAACUCAAGAAACUCCAGGAGCGCGCCAGUAAAGACUUUGAAGAGCUUACCGCCAAAAUCUCCAAUGAAGAAUCUUCGCCUCCAUCGGAAGAAAAAUCUGCUGGCGAUAGCUUAAGACAAUUGGGCAGAAAUGCGGUUCAGAAAGAUGUAGAGGGGUUGAGGAAGAAGUUGGAACAGAGGAAGAAGCUGCAGGAGUUGGAUGAGGAGGUCGAAAAGGCAAAGAGUGAGGUGGUUAGGUGUUUGAGGGAAAAUGACAGGAGGCCGUUGGAUUGUUACAAGGAAGUGGAGGCUUUCCGACGGGAGGUGAGGAGGUUGGAGACUAAGUGGGUGGAGGGGGUCGUCAGAUAA
Messenger RNA from Sclerotinia sclerotiorum 1980 UF-70, 450 nucleotides. RefSeq lists its product as hypothetical. Lineage: Eukaryota; Fungi; Ascomycota; Leotiomycetes; Helotiales; Sclerotiniaceae. Bases 1 to 450 code for a protein of 149 amino acids. The transcript has 2 exons. The record is from RefSeq and is a predicted model, not a curated record.